Molecule: messenger RNA, 3457 nt
Organism: Rhineura floridana
Lineage: Eukaryota; Metazoa; Chordata; Lepidosauria; Squamata; Rhineuridae
Gene: LYPLA1
Product: lysophospholipase 1
Exons: 9
Coding region: 139-831 (230 amino acids)
Biological process (GO): protein depalmitoylation
Cellular component (GO): cytoplasm
Molecular function (GO): palmitoyl-(protein) hydrolase activity; carboxylic ester hydrolase activity
Source: RefSeq, a predicted model, not a curated record
UGGAGGGGCGGGAAAGGCGGUCCUGCUGAUCUUCCUCCCCGUUUUCCUCCUUCCAAUCCGUUCUUCCGCCACGCCCGUUUCCCCUCCCUCCUUCCCUGACAGUUUCUCACUGGCCGCUGCGGGAGGAGAGUCCAGUGUAUGUGCGGCAACAACAUGUCUGCCCCGUUACCAGCCAUCGUCCCGGCCGCCAGGAAGGCCACCGCCACGGUCAUAUUUCUUCAUGGGUUAGGAGAUACUGGGCACGGGUGGGCAGAAGCAUUUGCUGGUAUCAAAAGCCCACAUAUAAAGUAUAUUUGUCCGCAUGCGCCAGUUAUGCCAGUUUCUCUAAACAUGAACAUGGCUAUGCCGUCUUGGUUUGAUAUUAUUGGACUUGCUCCAGAUUCACAGGAAGAUGAAGCUGGGAUUAAGCAAGCUUCAGAGAAUGUGAAAACACUUAUUGAGCAAGAGGUAAGGAAUGGAAUACCCUCAAGCAGAAUCAUUUUGGGAGGAUUUUCUCAGGGAGGAGCUUUAUCAUUGUACACAGCUCUCACAACACAUCAGAAGCUGGGGGGUGUUGUAGCACUUAGCUGUUGGCUUCCACUGCGGACCUCAUUUCCACAGGGUGCCAUCAACUGUGUCAACAAAGACAUUCCCAUUCUCCAGUGCCAUGGUGACCAUGAUCCUUUAGUUCCGCUUAUGUUUGGUUCUGUCACUUCUGAGACACUAAAAACUAUGUUAAAUCCUGGCAACAUAAAUUUCAAAACUUAUUCGGGCAUGAUGCAUAGUUCGUGUAUUGAGGAAAUGAGGGAUGUGAAGCAGUUUAUUGACAAGCAUCUACCUCCAAUUGACUGAAACUAUGUGAGAAGCCUUGUUAAAUGCACCAGCAUUAACUGUACGAAAUUGUUUCUUUUCAUGCAGCCAUUUCUAAAGCAUUUCUAUGCCUACAGUGUUAAUUGCAUUGCAAAGACUAGAUCACAUAACUUUGAAAAAUUAUGCUCUUUUCAAACUUCACUGGCUGUGAUGUAGGUGUACGGCAGAGGAAAAGCAUGCUAGAAUAUAAUUAGGUAUACUCCAUCCUUUAUUGCUCCAAAUUUAAAUUUGUCUGUUGAUAACUGAAUACCUCUUGCUUCAAAUAAUUGUUUAAAUGAAAACAAUUUAUGUCCAAACCUGUUUUAUUACUGCUUGCAAAACUGGCAUUCUUGUGUUGUACAUACAGUGGGUAGUAUGUAAAAUUCAAUAAGCAUGCAGUAGUAGAAUAAGUAUACUUAAAGAUCAAGUUUAAUUAAUAUUAUUGCAUGAGCAUAUCGUAAGACUUCCUGAAGUGUUGUAAAAUUUAAGCUCUCAAAGGCUCUGAGUAGCUUGGUAAAUUUCUAAAUUAAAAUAAAAAUAUAUAUUUUAUAAACAAUUUAUCUUAAAUUGUUUUUUUCUGCUACAGCAAAAUCAGGAAUGAUGCUGUGGUAUAGCCACUGAUGUGAAAAGACAAGUGCUUCUAAAAAUGAGGAAUUUAUCUCUUUGCACUUGGCACAAUGCAGUAGCUUUUUCUUUUAAAUUGUUUCAAAGACUUCAGGCCUUUGUCAAACCAGAAAUGAUAUUUUCUCCCCAAAAUACCAAAUAACCUGGUAAAUAUUUGAGAAAAAUAAAAUAUUCUGUCUUGCUCAACUAGCUAAAACAUAUACCAUUUUAAUCUAUAUUUAUACAAAUAAAACUCAGAGCAUCCUUAGUAACUUGUAUAGCUCAAGCUUCAAAAUCCUUGUACUAUUCUACUAUUCAGAAAAAGUAGUGCAGAUUUGCUGGUGAUGGGGGUCAUAAAUUUGUAGAAACAUUUGGACAUCUUUUCUCCCUUCGAGGCCAUCACUAAGGUCCCCAGAGUUUGCUAAUUGCCUUAGCAUUACAUUGCUGGUACAUACCUAUUAUUCUUAAUGUUGAAAUUACUACUUCUAGAUUUUCUUUCAUUAUCUUUUUCAAUGCCCAUGAUCCAAGCUUAGGAAUACAGUCCAACACCAGUCACUGUCACCAAUACAGGCAUUUUAAAUAGUAAAUUAUAGUUGAGUUUAUAGUGCACCAGGGAUGCUUGUUAUGUGACUUUUAGUACUUCUGUUACCUAGUUUUGCUCUGCUUUGUAUAUCACAUUCCUUGUGCCUUGCUUGGUCUUUUGUAGCUUGAGGGCCACUAUAUAUCAGCAGAACUGAGCAGUAAAGCUAUUCCUGGAGUACACAACUUCAGAUUUCAAAUGAAAUAAUUUUAGGUUUGACUGUUCCUACAUAUAUUCCUAGCCAUCUCACUAACAUGCUGAUUUCCUAUGUGCUGGGAUAGGGAAUUUGAAUGAAGGAGCACUGAAACAUGCCACCUCUCCACUUGUAGCCUGAAGCAGUACAGUUCAGAAACAGCUUUACCACUUGAUUUUUCUGAAUAGUCCUUAUAAAGUAGUAAGCAUUUCUGUACUCAGCCUUCCUUCUAAAAUAUUCAGUAUUGGGACCUCUGCAAGAACUGGUGUAUCCAGAAUUUCAAUAUGGAACCAGUGUGACUUUCCUGAGUGCUUGACCUGUUUAUACUAGAGAAUAGUUUUCUGUAUAAAUUAUAGCUCCCAGAGUAAGUCAGUCAUUAUUUAGCCACUUUAUGGUAAUGUGUAACAUUUUUUAGAACCUUGCUUUAUUAACAGAAGUUGGUCUGCUAAAAAGUAUUUCUAAUGGAAUAGAUCAGUUUUCUCUUAAAAAUCAGUAGUGAAAAUUGAUGUCUUCAUUUAUUAGAAUAGCUUCAUAUUUUAUCAACUUAUUUGUGAAACUACUGAAAUUAAAAUGGUAGUGCUUCAAGACAAGACAUUUAGUUCACUUUGGAAUGCUAGAUAUGCAACAUUUUGCUGAAAAUCAAGAUUUGAUUACCAGUAUUAGAUGACUUAAGAGUAUUUGUAUGAAGUACUUAAUUGCCAACUUGCUGAUAAAUCUUAAUUGUGCUGUAUAUCAUAGUUGUGCCAACAAAGGCAAAACUACUGGCUUCAUUGGGAAUUUUGCCCUAAUAAGAUGUAGCCUUUAUUUUUCCCUUGAGUAUUGUAUGUAAAUGCAGUGAAUUGCUGAAGGAGUACUGUACUCUAUAACUUGAUAUUUUAGAUCUGUUAAUUAAAUGUUUGCCUUAGUGAGGUGUAUUGCACUUCAUUAAACUGCAAAAUGCAUCUUUUUAUAAAUAGGUGCUAUUGACACUCAAAAUUAAUAUAGUUUAAGAAUGUAUUGUAUAGGAGGAUGUUAAUAAAGCCAUACAUUUAGGCUGAGGUAUUUUAUAAACAAGUUUAAUUUGGCUUUCCUUUAUCCUAAAUUGUAGAAAUACGAAGUUAAGGUAACAUCUUGAUUUUAUAUUUGUUUAUAGAAAAAUAUCUUGUUGAAAUGGCUUUCUUGUAGUUGAAAACUCUAACAUUACUGUGAAAUAAAUUCUGAACAAUCAAUGCAUGAACAAUUUCUUCCAGCAGAACAAAGCCUUUAUACGUGUA